AUUGAGCAUUCGAUUCGACGACAACAAAAACGACAGCACUAACAAUACAAAAAAAAUGCGAUCUGUCGAAUGCGAGAGCCUACGGCACUUGUGCACUGUUGUCCGGUGUGUGUAAAUUCGUGUGCGCGGUGUGCUAAACAAAAGUGUAGAGACUUUCUUGUUGUUCGUACUUCCCCUGCUGAUUCAGUUGUGUUUCAGCACUUCUACCAGAUAAACACAGUAGAGACAAGACAAGACGAAAAAAAAAAACAACGGAACCAACAUCAAAUGCGUACUGCUUUGUUUUAAUCGUGUGUUUCGCUUUUUGAGUUCUUUUUUUCCAUUUUGAUCAUUUCUAAUGUUUUGUUUUGAUUUACUUUCGCUGUGCCGCGACGCGACGUACAUUUGAUUUAUUCUUGUUUGUGAUUUUAUAGUCUUGAGUCAAUUUUUGUGCGCGCCUUUCGCGCAAUUUUGCUGUGCUGUCUUAUACUGAGCCGAAGUGUUCGUUGCUGUACUUGUUGAGUUUACUUUUUUUUUGCUGUGACGCUGCUUACAUAUUAACGGAUUAUUUUUUUUACUGUUGAAAUAAUUGUGUUAACAACGCGGCCGAAAAGAUGAAAAUCAAGAAGGAGAGAUUAAUGAAAUUUUUCUCCGAACAACUGCUGACCAUUUCAACGUUGGCUGGCGUUGUGCUUGGUGUGAUUUUCGGUCUGAUUUUGCGUGCAUCAUCCUCAUCAAAAUGGUCAUCGCGCGAAAUUAUGUACUUUAAUUUUUUGGGCGAGCUGUUUUUGCGCAUGUUAAAAGGUUUGAUAUUGCCACUGGUGAUAUCAUCAUUAAUUGCGGCAAUCGGAACGCUGAACUUCAAAGCAACGGGCAGAAUUGGCGGACGUGCCAUAACAUACUAUUUGAUAACCACAUUUAUGGCGGUCAUUUUGGGAAUUAUUCUUGUGUUGACCGUUCGUCCUGGCAUCGAUCGUCACAAAAAGAAUUCAACGGAGUCGGUACACACUACCAGCAGCCAAUUGCGCACCAUAACAACGACCGAUGCAAUGCUUGAUUUGGUACGCAACAUGUUUCCACCAAACAUCAUUCAAGCCUGUAUCGAACAAUAUCAAACCGUUCUAAAGCCACCCAGUGCCAACGCUAGCAAUGAUAACAUUGACGAAUGGAACAUUGGCCAUACAUACGGCAAUGGGAUGAACAUAAUUGGUUUGGUGGUUAGCGCUUGUGUAUUUGGAAUUGCGAUGAGCACAUUGCAUGGCAGUGUGAACACUGUAUUAGGAAUCGUGACUGAAGUGAGCGCAUUGAUGAUGAAAAUAACGUCGUGGGUCAUUUUUGUUUCACCGAUUGGCAUAUUCUUUUUGACCGUGUCACAAGUGGCUGAAAUGGAUGAUUUGAAUGUUGUUGCGGGAAAAUUGGGUUUAUAUUUGAUCACUGUUAUCGGCGGUAUUGUUUUUCAUGGUUUUGUUAUUCUCCCCAUUAUUUACUAUGCAUUCACACGAAAAAAUCCAUAUACGUUCAUCAUGGGUAUGGGACCGGCCAUUGUUACAGCCUUUGGAACGGGAUCAAGCUCGGCCACGUUGCCCAUGACAAUUCAAUGCAUCGAAGAGAGGAAUAAAGUAAAUCCGCAAAUCUCACGCUUUAUGUUACCGAUUGGUGCUACCAUUAAUAUGGAUGGUACUGCAUUGUACGAAGCUGUUGCUGCUAUUUUUAUCGCUCAAUUACGUGGAAUUGAAUUAUCAUUCGGAAAAGUGGUCGCUGUUAGUAUCACAUCGACUGCAGCGGCAAUAGGAGCGGCGGGAAUCCCUCAAGCAGGCUUAGUUACUUUGGUUAUGGUUCUUGAUGCUGUUGGUCUUCCUCCAGAGGAUGUUUCUCUUAUUUUGGCUGUCGACUGGAUUUUGGAUCGUGUUCGAACCGUGGUAAAUGUUCUUGGAGAUUGCUUGGGUGCUGGCAUAGUGGAUCACAUGAGUCAAAAGGACUUGAUUGUACCGCCAAUAAACCCACAGGAGAAUGCAGCGAAUGCCAGUGCCAGUGGCAGUUACGAAAUUGUUACUGUGCCAGCUACGAAGGAAACUUAACUCACAUUUCCAAUCAUGAAUACGAUAUUAAUUAUUUCCAUUCGCUGCUAUCCUUUUUCGCAGUACAAAUUUUUGAAAUGUGUCUAUUUUACAAUUAAGAUAACGUUUUAUAUCGAUAUCUCUUCGUGCAUCGAUGAAAAUAUUUUACGGUAUUUUGACCGUGCUCCAUAUUUUUCCUAUCAAUUCUAAUGAGAAAAAAAAUCCGUUUAGCAUUCAAAUUGAUCAAUAACCAUAUUUUUAGUUUACAGUAUUUUACUCUUCAAAUUUCCGAAUUUAAAUCAAAUAGUAUUGUAAGUAGACUAUAACUCAAUGUCCAAUAUUGUUCCGUUUCGAAUGAUCAGAAUAAACUUGUUUACUUUCUAA
Messenger RNA from Sitodiplosis mosellana (orange wheat blossom midge), 2420 nucleotides. Its product is annotated as excitatory amino acid transporter 3-like. Gene Ontology annotation, molecular function: glutamate:sodium symporter activity; neutral L-amino acid transmembrane transporter activity; L-glutamate transmembrane transporter activity. Gene Ontology annotation, cellular component: plasma membrane. The transcript has 7 exons. Gene Ontology annotation, biological process: L-glutamate transmembrane transport. The record is from RefSeq and is a predicted model, not a curated record. The coding region runs from base 594 to 2057 and encodes 487 amino acids. Lineage: Eukaryota; Metazoa; Arthropoda; Insecta; Diptera; Cecidomyiidae.